Messenger RNA from Dacryopinax primogenitus, 1505 nucleotides. Its product is annotated as SWI/SNF complex protein. Bases 70 to 1317 code for a protein of 415 amino acids. Gene Ontology annotation, cellular component: SWI/SNF complex; nucleus. The record is from RefSeq and is a predicted model, not a curated record. Gene Ontology annotation, biological process: regulation of transcription by RNA polymerase II. NCBI's taxonomy places the organism in Eukaryota, Fungi, Basidiomycota, Dacrymycetes, Dacrymycetales, Dacrymycetaceae. The transcript has 5 exons.
GCGCUCAUUCGUACCAAAGAAGGACCAGUGGCAGCACUGCGCUCAGGAGUAUAAGACCAAAAACCCGUGAUGGACCAAGUCGGAAGACCGUCAAAGCGCAGAAAGCUCGGCGAUCGCAAUCUCCCAGCAGGCGUCGAUGGAGAGGAGGCUGCGCUAUAUCAGGAUUUGCUCGAGAUGGAGCGCAAAUUGGACUGGGUCAUAGCACGAAAGAAACUUGACCUUUCUGAUGCUCUGAAUAAGCCUGGAAAGACGAGUCGCACCCUUCGCAUUUUCCUGUCUACCCAAUUAUCGAACCAGUCCUGGCAAGUGGCGGAAGGUGACACUGGCCCUGAUGCGGAUUUUUCCUCCAUUAGUCCACCUGCCUGGACAAUGCGCAUCGAAGGUCGUCUUCUCGACCCUCCCUCAAGACACGCGGCGCGCUCUGUGAAAAAGUUCACUCACUAUCUCAACUCACUUGUCGUCGAGCUUGACCGCGAUCCUUCCUUCACAGAGGGAAACAUCAUCGAGUGGCACCGUACAGCACAAACCCUUGAUGCGGAACAGGAUGGUUUUGAGAUCAAGCGGAUGGGCGACUCCACUGUAAAGUGCAAAAUCAUCUUAGACAUUGCACACAGUCCGCCGAGGCUCAAGGUCAACCCCGAUCUGGCAGCCGUCAUAGGCCUGCAAGAGGGCAGUCUGCAGACUAUCCAGAACAUGUUCUGGAACUAUAUCAGACAGAAUGGCCUGCAAGAGAAGGGUGAUCGGCGCAAGAUCCGCCCAGAUGCCGCACUCAAGCCCCUCAUUCUGCAAACGAUGGGACAGAGGGAGAACUUCAUGUUCCAUGAGAUUCCAGCGCUGCUCAAGAUGUGCCUCUCCCCAGCGGAUCCUGUGGUGAUACCCUAUGUUGUUCGAAUGGACAGCACGACUGUGGGGGAACUCAAAGCGUUUGAUAUUGAAAUUGAUGUGGAUGAUUUCGCUCAGAAAAUGCGUGUCAGAGAGGUAAUGGCCGCACUGUCCCCUGAGACGGCACAGCAGAUCCAGCAGCUGGAUGAGGAGAUCUCCCUCGCAGUAGUCUCCGUCCGGCACAGCAAGCUCAAGCGUGACUUCCUACAGUCCUUUGCGUCUGACCCCGCUCACUUUAUCGAACGAUGGCUAUCCUCUCAAGCACGCGACCUCAAGACGGUCAUGGGCCACGAGAGUGGGAUGCGCGGUGACCUCAGGAGAAGCGAUAACUUCCAGCUGCCGUGGGUUGAGGAGGCGGUGGUGGUACAUGAAGGUAUCAGAGUGAGCGAGAGUCUUGCGAAGAUGAUGAACCCGACGCUGCAGGCGCAGCGGUAAGUUGGGUAUGUCAAGCAUGGGUCAUGGACCGGUCAGAUGGUCAACAAGGACUGUCCAGGAACGCGUGAGGGCGGUUGGGCUGCUAUUCUGUGAUCGUUUGACAUUGUGACAGAUCGCUGAUAGUGAUCAUCACAACGUGAUACGUGUAACGUUUCUUUCAUAACCCAGAUAAUUGUAUUUAAUACGGC